AUUCAAUUGGCUGCAGAAAAACAUUUUAGGUGGGGAGCGGGAGGUGUCUUGAAUGCAUAUUCGAAUCAGAGGCUGCAAGAAUACUGUACAAAACAACCAUGUCAUCAGAUGAUCCGGACAAGUUUUAUGUCCUGUACUGUUGUCAUGUGUGUCACUUCCAGUGUACGUCAAAAGACAUCUUGCAGGAGCAUAGAAAAAGCUGCCAGAAGCAGGCUGUUGGUUCCAAGGACAAUGAUUUAACCUCAACCAAAACCCCAGAAGAAAAGGCAAUGAGUCCUGUGGCAGAUAACGGUUUGGAUAAUGUGACAAGUUUCGAUGCAAACAUUGCAAUCAGUGAUGGAGAUUUUGGUUUUAAAAUAACAAAUGUUUGCAGCAUGGCUCCAGAGCCACCAGAAACGGAAAUUGAUGGGUUUGAAAUGGAAUGUGAGGAGAUAGAGGAGGAGAGGCAAAGUGAUGUGGAAGAAAGCGACGGGGAGAUGGCACCAGAGCCAGUCACAAGUCGGAUCAUUAUCCCUCAGAGCCCCGUAAUGUCCAAGCCCAAAUACACACAGAAGUCCACUAAGACAACAAAUGGACAAACUGUCAUAUAUGUAUCACCUACAACGCCUUCUGCAAACAGCAACGCUUCCGCAACAAUGCCAAGCUCCACACAGAUGUGCACAGUUAUUAACUCUGAUGGCGUGACCACUCUCAUGCCACAAUCGAUAAUGCCAGUACCUCUAGAUGCCAAGGAUAAUAUUCCAGUUGUUUUUCAGGCCCCCAAAAAUGUGAGUGGACCUGUGCCAGUCACUAAAACUGUUGACUCCCAGAAGGCAACCACCACCUCUCAAAAAACUGGCCUAAAGCUUAUAACUGUUAAUCCCCACAGUAAGGAAACAAAGGUGUUGUAUAUUCCUGCUGGAGGGAUCAAUACAGCACCUGCCAAUGUGAAUUCAACGUCCACUGUUACUUUAAAUCCUUUGACAACCGGAGCUAUGUUUCAGCCAGCCUCUGUUGUGGACCAGAAUGCUAAGCUGAAUGUGUUGACAAUUAAAUCGGACGGUACUAAAACACCAAAGACAAAUCCAGUAUCACUGAUUGUUUCAAAGCCACAUGACUUAGUCACCACUACGGCAUCAUUAAGUUCUGCACCCAAGUUAGUGAAGAUCCCCACACCCACACCUGUUUCCAUACAGACAAGUGUCAAUCCUGUUCAGUCUGUUGUCAGGGGAACCACCCCAGGCCAGAUUGUGCUUCCUACAGUUUCUCUUCAGCGUCCUCCUCUUCAGGUGGUAUCAGCAGCCCCUCAGUUCUCCACUUUCCAGCAACCUGUACAUCAAGUGGUCAGUGGUCAAUUACAGCUGGCAGUCCCUCUGCAGACCACAGCAAACCAACAGGGUGUAAAUCCCAUGCAGCAGAUUGUCUUGCUGACCAACCCACCAUCGAGUAAUGCAACCACAUCAGUUAAUGUGAACCAGCUCCCAGUAGCAUUAAACCAAGGUGGUAAACUUCAAAUCAUACCCGCUAUAAAUGCAAAGCCACUACAGCAGCCUCAAGUUAUUGUGACUCAGUCCAAAUCAGCUCCCCAGCCAUCAGUUGGUAAUUUGUGCUCUAAUGUGACAUUAUCUAACAAAUGCAUUCCAGUUAUUUUUGCACCUGUUGGCCAGCCUGGCCCAGGAAAGACAGAACCAUUUAUUGUAACGGCCCCUGCAAAGCCACAAGCUUCUGGUAAGUCCACUGGAUCACCAAGACAACUGCCACUUGCCUUACACACAAACAGUAAGGGAGAGCAUGAAACAGCCCUAGGACUUAACAAGUCAUCUAAUCAAAUAUUAUACAUCACAAGAGGGGAUAAUCAAGUAACCGUUCACAAACUACCUUUGCCUUCAGCAAAACCUAAACCAGCAUCCAACAAAACCAAACCAUCCACCAAAACCAAGCCGUCCACCAAAACUAAGCCAUCCACCAGUGGACAAGAAGCUACGAGUCUUCCAAAACCACAGCAAGACAUAGUGGUGAAAGUCAUGGUGAAUCAGGAAACAAACACAGAAGAUCUGACAGAUAAGCCUUCCGACACACAGUUGAUUAUUGUGCCCCGAAGACGAAAGAUUCUUCCGCGUAAGAAGCAAAAGUUAAAGACUGAAGAGGAAGAUGAAGUUAGGCAUAGGAUUGUUCCAGAUCCAGAGAUAGACAACCCCAAUGUUCGGCGCAGCUCUCGCAUAAGAGGAAAACCACGAAAAAGUUAUGCUGAGGAGAAUUCAGAUGAGAAUGACGAUGAAGAGGACGAGGAAGAUGAAGAGCCUCUGACUCGAGAGGAGUUAGAAGCUGAAACAGGAGCAGCCACCCAGACGGAUAUAUUUGAAAUGGAUGUUGAAGAAGAAAUGCAGUCAGAAGAAGAUUUACCUGGGAAAGAUGUGUCAUUGGAAGAGAAAGAUACGCAAGGUGAAGACAUUGAGACUCCAGCGAAAAGAAAGCAUAAAGAUGACGAGAAUGAUCCCGACUUCGCUCCGGAUGAGUUAGAGGAAAAGGCCUCAGAUUCAGAUUUUGAUAUAAAUGAGGAAGAUGAUGAUGAUGAUGAUGAUGAUUACAAUUUUCAGAAGCCAAGCAAGGCAAAGAGGAAGAGGGUUCAAAAGUAUCCUACAGUCAGCCUGGAAGAUUAUUCCGAUAAAUUCUCAGUUGAAGAUAAACCAGUAGAAGGUGACCCAGAACGAAAACUGUACUCCUGCAAAAUGUGUAACAUAGGUUUUAGCUGCAUUACUGCUUCGGCCAUGGAAGGACACAUCAGCAAACACUUGUCAGGAAAAUUUGCCUGUCCUCACUGUAAAUUUGAUGAUGUUACUGCCAAUCUUACCCACCAUAUUUCCUCGAAACACCCAGAAACUUUGCCCUUUACUUGUUCCAAGUGUGGUAAUGGCUUUUUGACUAAAGAACGGCUUCGGGCUCAUAUGUCUAAAGUUCACAAAGACUACAUUCUGUCGUGUGAAAAGUGUGGCAAAGGCUUCACAUAUGGUCGUCAGUUGCGAAGACACAUGCACAGACACCAUGGUGAGGACAUUUUGUCAUGCCCCAAAUGUGGAAAAUUGUUCAGUAGUAAGUUCUACUACAAGAAGCAUAUGAAGCUCAAAGCAGACUGUGUUCAAAGGCCAUGUUUGUGCCAAGAGUGUGGUACUAUUGUGGUCUCUAAACAUAUGCUGCAGGAACAUCGUAGGCGUGUUCAUCAGAAGGAGCGAAACUACAUGUGUAAUAUCUGCUCUUUCACUUGUUAUCGGAUGUAUCAGUUGCGAGAACACAUGCCUAUACACACAGGUGAGUAUCCCCACAAAUGCCCCCAGUGUGACUUCCGUGCGGCUAAAGUCUAUCAGGUGACAUCCCACAUGAGGACUCACACCGGAAAGACACCAUUUAAUUGUGACCAGUGUAACUACACCAGUCGCUGGAACAUCCAACUGAGAACUCAUAGACUGGCCCACAGAUCACCAUAUAUGGUCACAUGUGAGCCCUGCGGCAUUGCAUACAAGGAUGAAAGGGGUCUUAAGCUGCAUCAGAAGAAAAAGCACAGCAAAUCACCUGGGCCAGAUGGGGACAAUGCCAAAGAUUUUGAUAAUGAUGACAAUGAAAAUGUUGUGGGCAAUGACAGAGAUAACUCUGACAAUGACAACAGUAAUGUUGGUGAGGAUCGGAAUGAAUCAGAUUCUGCUGCAGAUACCAAAGAUCAGGAUGAAAAUUCCAACUCCAGUGAUUCUAAAUCUGCAGAUUCUAAGCCAGGUACCAAUGACCCUGAAGAUAAUGAUGACACUAAUUCUGAGGAGGAGGAUAGUCCUAAUGUCAAAGAAUCUGCAGCUAUGCUUGAGCUAUAUAAGAAUAUACCCAUUGUAGAGCCCAGCAUGCAAUCCCAAACACCUGUGAGUGAAGAUAUAAAGAAGUGCUUAACAGAAAACCCACCUGUGUUACACCCCAGUAUUUUCUGAGAAAUGUCAUAUCUAUCCCAAUAUAGCAAUUGUCUGUGAUACCUCAAUGGGGUACUUGUAGAAAAUCCAAUUGACCUCAUUCUCAUACAUAAUUUCCUGAGUUGAAAGUUUGGUCUCAUCCCUUUGUUUCUAAUAUAUAUGUCAUAAUAUAUUUUCUCUGGUAAUACAUUUUUGUUUGUUUUUAUAAUAUCUUGUUAUUAUAAUACUUGUGCUUAGCACUCAUAAGUUGUGAUUUCAUUUCAUAUUGCUAGACUCCUAGAAAAUCUGCGUAGGAAUGUAAAAAGUUAGCGUUUGAGUUCAGGAUCUGUAGACGUCCACUGUAGCCUUCCAUCAGUGAGUAUUUAAAUCCACCAGAACUUAGCCAAAAGGUUCAAAGUAUUUUUUUUUUUUUAACAUGUCCAAAUUUUCCACCUUUACUCAUCUCUCCCGACGGCAAAAUAUCUUGUAACUUUCAAAUGAAUACAAAUGGUAUGAUGUCCUGAAUUCAGAAAUUUUUCUACAAAUAGAGUCCCAAAAAGCACAUGUCACAUGACAUGUUUUUUUGCAUCACAAUUAUUGGUGUAUGUGUACUCAUAAAACAUACAUGACAUACACACGCACUGCAAAGUCACAGAGGAAAACAUUGCAUUGUACUGUCAUUUGGACGAUCUGUGUAGCUCAUCCUCGAGUCUCCCAUUGAGGGAAGAUGUUGCUUCAUUAAUACAUGCACUUGUAAUGUAGAAUCAGAUGCUGUUGCAUUUAAAAAGUUGCAAUUUUUAUGAAUUAGUUUGAAGGCCAGCACUGCUCAUUGUUGAAGCAAAUAAACAUAAAAUGGUUUGAGCUACAGGAGAUACAUAUUAUGUGUAAUGCCAGAAAGAAAAAAAAACAUAAGAAUUUAUUAUAUUUUUAACCUUAAAGUAUGAGCAUGUUGGAUGAGGCCCAUCUUCAUCGGCUGUUCUGUCUUUAGCUAUUGUUAGGAAAUACAUGUGUAGGGUUAAACAUUUAUUAGUCUCUUAUAAUAAAGCUUCGAAGAGUGUUUAAAAUGUUUCAUGUGAUUACAUUUUUAACGUGUAAUCCACUUUAUUUUCUUAGCAGUGUUACAGCUGAGAAUGUUCACCAUGUUGGAUGUUUUGUUGAAGUCGAAAGCCUUUUUAUUUAUAUGUUGUGUUUGUUGUCACUUUCUUACAAGUGCAAGUACGUUCUAAGCUGUUAUGUUCUCUUUUUUUAUGGCUGAUCUAUAUUGUUUUAACCCAUUGCUUACAUUUCAUUCCCACUUUUGCUAUACUUGUGUGAAAGUAAACAUAGAUAUUGCAUACUGCAACAUCCGUCCCUAAGCAUUUUUCCUCAGUAUUCUAUUGUAUGUCUGAAACAUGUUACAUUUUUGUAAUGCAUAGUCAUGGUUGAUAUGUAGUACAUCACUUGCAGACUCUACAGGCUGAGAAGUUUCACUUUUACCAUGACGUUAUCCAUUAUUAAA
Molecule: messenger RNA, 5403 nt
Organism: Liolophura sinensis
Lineage: Eukaryota; Metazoa; Mollusca; Polyplacophora; Chitonida; Chitonidae
Exons: 3
Coding region: 99-3947 (1282 amino acids)
Source: RefSeq, a predicted model, not a curated record